CAGAGAGCAUCACAACUUCAGUCACUGCAGUGAAGGCAAGUCAACAUUAGACAAAAUCUCCUCAGGCAAUGGACAGGGCAAUCAAUCAACAACUACAAUGGCUCCAACAAACACAACAGCUGUCCCGACAACAACCACAGUGGCUCCAAUGACAACUGCAGCGGCUCCGACAACAACCACAGCUGCUACAACAGCAACAGCUGCCGUGACAACAAUCACAGCUUCUCCAGCAACCAGCACAGUAGCUCAAACAACCACAGCUGCUGCUCCAACAACCACCACAGUAGCUCAAACAACAACCACAGUCGCUCUAACAACCACCAAAGUAGCUCAAUGAACAACCACAAUGGCUCCAACGACCACCACAGUACCUCCAACAACAACCACAGCUGCUCGAACAGCAACAGCUGCCCCAUCAAUAACCAAAGCUUCUACAACAGCAGCUGCCCUGACAACAACUACAGCUUCUCCAACAACAAACACAGCUGCUACAACAACGACAGCUGGCCCGACAAUAACCACAGCUGCUCCAACAACAACCGCUGCCCAGACAACAACCACAGUGUCUCCAACAACAACCACAUAUGCUCCAACAACCACCACAGUAGCUCAAACAACAACCACAGUGGCUCCAACAACCACCACAGUAGCUCAAACAACCACAAUGGCUCCAACAACAACAGCUGCCCCGACAACAACCACAGCUGCUCCAACAACCACAGGUUCUCCAACAAGCAACACAGUAGAUCAAACAACCAAACCUACUCCAACAACCCCCACAGUAGCUCCAACAACAACCACAGCUGCUACAACAAUGACAGUUGCCCCGACAAUAACCAAAUCUGCUCCAACAACAAAGGCUGCCCAGACAACAACCACAGCGGCUCCGACAAAAACUGCAGCGGCUCCAACAACAACCACAGUUGCUCCAACAACAAUAGCUCCCCCGACAAUAACCACAGCUGCUCCAACAGCAACAGCUGCCCUGACAACAAAUCUGUCAGCCAACCAGUGUUUCAUUUCCCUACAUAA
Molecule: messenger RNA, 1032 nt
Organism: Dicentrarchus labrax (European seabass)
Lineage: Eukaryota; Metazoa; Chordata; Actinopteri; Moronidae
Product: GATA zinc finger domain-containing protein 14-like
Exons: 3
Coding region: 334-1032 (232 amino acids)
Source: RefSeq, a predicted model, not a curated record